Trichechus manatus latirostris (Florida manatee) is the source of this 1353-nucleotide messenger RNA. Its product is annotated as olfactory receptor 1440-like. Gene Ontology annotation, biological process: G protein-coupled receptor signaling pathway. Gene Ontology annotation, molecular function: odorant binding; G protein-coupled receptor activity; olfactory receptor activity. The transcript has a single exon. Gene Ontology annotation, cellular component: membrane. Lineage: Eukaryota; Metazoa; Chordata; Mammalia; Sirenia; Trichechidae. The record is from RefSeq and is a predicted model, not a curated record. Bases 341 to 1273 code for a protein of 310 amino acids.
ACCACAGGGGUCAAAAUCCUAUUAAUAAUAUCUUUAAAUUUCCACAGCAUUUUAUACAAGAGGUUUUAAAAAUGUUGUUAUACUUUCUGUCUAAGACUAUGAUGAGUUAAUAAUGAAACGUGUAAUUACCCUCUUUUACAUGUGAGAAAAUUGACACACAGAUCACUGUAGCUAUAUAGGGGAAAAGUUAACCAGGGUUAAUUCCUGUAACACGGUCCAAUAUUUCUCUCUGUUCUGUGUUCAGUGUGAGUAGGUGGUUUAUGUCCAUAGAAACUGGAAUAACAAUUGACCUAGAGAUUUAUUCUCUUCUUUGCCUACAGAUCCCAGGAGCACUAACGUAAUGGCUGGGGGAAGAAAUAGUACAAUUACCAGGUUCAUUCUUUUGGGAUUCUGUGAAUUUCCAAAGCUCACCAUUGUCCUGUUUUCAAUAUUCCUAGGGAUCUACCUCCUGACAGUGUCUUGGAACCUGGGUCUCAUCACCCUCAUCAGAGUGGAUUUCCAUCUGCACACACCCAUGUACUUUUUCCUCAGUAACCUGUCCUUUCUAGAUAUCUGCUAUGUUUCCACUAUAGCCCCCAGGAUGCUCUCAGACUUCUUCCAGAAGGAGAAAUCCAUCUCCUUUAUGGGGUGCACCAUGCAGUACUUCUUCUUGUCUAGCCUGGGUCUGACCGAGAGCUGUGUUCUGGCAUCCAUGGCUUAUGAUCGAUAUGCUGCCAUUUGUAACCCUCUGCUCUACACAGCCAUCAUGUCUCCAACUCUCUGUCUGCAAAUGGUGGCAGGAUCUUGCAUCAGUGGAUUCUUUGGCUCAUUUAUCCAACUGUGUGCAUUACUUCAGCUCCAUUUCUGUGGACCAAAUGUCAUUAACCAUUUCUUCUGUGACCUGCCCCAACUGAUGAUCCUAUCUUGCUCUGAUACAUUUUUCUUAGAAGUUAUUGUCUCUGUACUCACAGUGAUCUUUGGACUGACUUCUGUGCUGGUUAUCAUGAUAUCCUAUGGUUAUAUCAUUGCCACCAUUUUAAAGAUCACUUCAGCUGAAGGCAGAUCCAAGGCUUUCAACACCUGUGCUUCUCACCUGGCAGCAGUGACGCUAUUCUAUGGCUCAGGCACCUUUGUCUAUUUAUGCCCCAGCUCUGACGAUUCUCUUAGCCAAAGCAAGCUUGCUUCUAUUGUAUACACUGUGGUGAUUCCCAUGUUAAAUCCAUUGAUCUAUAGUCUCAGAAAUCAGGAAAUCAAAGAUGCCCUCAACAGACGGAAGAAGAAAGUUUUCUCCUGACAUUAUUUUUUUACAAGGUUUGCAUAUCUUAUUUCAAGAUAAGUGACAUAAAACAUGAAUAUAGGUUUUAAAUGUAUAUA